CCCGUGACCCCAAUCUCCAUCCCAAAUCUACCCAAAAGAAAAGCAAAGGUCACACUUACUAAAACAACCGCUCUUCUCCUCUCCCAUUCUGCCGGAAAGUCCCAGAAUGCUGCUCGACUACCAUACUUGAGAAUCCGACAUAUUAAAAAAGUAACAUGGCCGCCACCGUCGAGGAAGAACGAGCCAUCGAGCUUGCCCGCAGCGCCGGGGAUAGCAUCAAGGCCGGGAAGCUGUCGGAUGCCGCUAGAGCCCUCCGCGAGGCAGCUUCCAUUGCACCCGAACAGGCAGAAGUCAAGGCCGGAUUCGAAGCGUUGAAGCAAGAGGAGGACAGCUCGCCAUUGUUGUCGCUUUGCAGUAAAUGGCUGCACAGCCGGGAAGAGGAGGACGGGGAAGCGGUGCUGGACUUGAUCAGAGGGAAGACGCUAAGCAUCAAGGACGCCGAGGGUGCGUUCGCCAUCUUGACGGACUUCAAGGGAGAGGACGACGUGCUGGACCAUGUUACUGGGAUUCUGUUGGUUAAUCCGGGGGCUCAGGCUUUGCUGGUUAAAGGUGUUAUGGAGCAUCCGACGCAGACGUACUACGAAUUGUUCGAACGCGGAGACGAUAGUAUCGAUAGUCUCCUCAAGGUUCUUCUGCAACGCCCGGCAUGGCCAUCGGAUGAGGCAUUCAUUCAGGGACAUAGAGAUUGCUUCAUGUUAUCUCUGGCCAUGAUGAUGGAAGAGGCUCUCGAGCAUCCCGAACGAGCAAUGAAAGGUGUGGCGACGUUAUUAGCCGCCCACGCUGAGCACCUCAAAGGCAUCAUCGAUGCUGACAGCUUCGAUGUCAUAUUGUCAUCUCUAGAUAUCCGUCUUCCCAACAGUCUACGGAGUCAGGCCACGCUCGCCACUAUCAAAUUGUUCGAACUUGCUCCCGAGACAGCGCAGGGCCUCAUCAACAAAUUCGUCACAGACAGGGUCACGCGGUCGACAGCUGACGGCCUGGUUGUUGCUUUCUCUGCUGCCGCAGCUAUUUUCCCCAUCACCACCGCAUCAGCAGCUGCUCUGUUCCUCACAGAAGGGUUUGUCAGUUCGCUUCCUCAGCUCGUGCGGAGUAAGAAAAGUUCUCGCCUUGUCCAUGCUUCUCUCGAGCUCGUCAGUCAAGCCUGCAUGGACAAGACAUGCCGCGAAGCUGUGAACAGACAUUGUCGUGAGUGGCUCGAGGAGAUAGCUGCCACCGAGCAGGACAGGAAUCGUUCCAACCUCGCGGCGCUGGUACUGGUGAAAUUAGGUGAGGAGCCGGCAUCUGAUGGACCUCAGAUCAUAGUCCCCGGGGCAGCCAAGGUGGAUCAAGACGACCUUCUUUUACGUUUCAAAUCCAUGGUUAUAUCAUCUUCAGAGACAGGGUCCAAGAAAGACCCCGUAGAAGGCCUUGCUUUUGCUUCGCUCAAGCCCAAGGUCCGCGAGACACUUGCAAACGAUCCCAAAUUCCUCCGCCGCCUCAUCGAGACCUUGAAGGAACCCCAGGUAUCUGCCGAAGUGCUUUUCGGUGGGCUCACCAUCCUCACGAACCUGACUGCCUAUCUGCCACUUCAAUCUGAAGAAGAGAAGCGCAUGGCAGAGUUGAAAGCUUACGCCGCAACGCGCAAACCCACCGAGCCAGACCCGCUACUGGACGAGGCCCAUGUCACUGCACGCUGCAAACAUGUCCUCGACGCUGGGACAGUCCCCGUCCUCGUCUCCAUAAGCAAGAAGGGCAGCCCGGCCGUGAUAUCCCACGCCCUCCAGAUCGUGCUAUCCCUCUCCUCAGGAAAACUCCACCGCGGUACCCUCGCCCAACAAGGCGCCGUCAAACUCCUCGUCCAAGUCUACGACCACAUAACCACUACCGAAUCCUCCCCGCAACCAUCCUCCACUCCCUCCUUCCCACCCACCACCAAAACCACCGCCGCCCAAGCCCUCGCCCGCAUCCUCAUCUCCAUCAACCCCUCCCACCUCUUCAACUCCGCCCUGCCCUCCACCUCCGCCAUCCGCCCCCUCUUCUCCCUCCUCACCCCGACCGAAGCCUCCUCCUGGCAACUCCACGCCUUCGAGUCCCUCCUCGCCCUCACCAACCUCGCCUCCCUCGACACACCCACCCAAGACACCAUAAUCCGCACCGCCUUCGACACCGUCAACGACGACCUGCUCCUCUCCUCCAACUCCCUCGUGCGCCGCGCAGCCGCAGAGCUAAUCUGCAACCUCAUGGCGUCCCCUCUCGGCAUCGAGAAGUUCGCCGACGGGUCCCCCCGCGCCAACCAGCGCCUCCAGGUCCUCCUCGCCAUCACGGACGUCGACGACGAGCCGACGCGCUCUGCCGCCGGCGGCGCACUCGCCAUGCUGCUUUCGUUCGACGAGGCGGUCGAGCAGGUGCUGAAUCAGGCGAAGGGGGUGGAUUACUUGCUUAAUUUGUGCAGGGAUGAGAAUGAGGAUGUUAAGCAUAGGGGUGUGGUGUGUGUGCGGAGUAUUAUCGGGGCGGAGGGGGAGGUCGGGGACAAGGCGAUGAGGGAGGUUAGGGAGAGGGGGGGUGUGGAUGUGUUGAAGGGACUGCUGAAGGAGUCGAGGAGGCAGGAGGUGCUUGCGCUGGGCGUGGAGACGCUGAAGAUUUUGCUGGGGCAGGAGUGAGUGAGGGGGUCGGAUGUAGGAAGUGAAUGAAAAGUGAUAUGGAAGCGGUACGGUAUGUAGAUAUCGUCAUAGUCUUUAUUUAUUGUAUGUGUGUAAAAAAUCAUGAAUAUAUCUCAAAAAGUCCUGAGCCAUCACUACAAGU
Molecule: messenger RNA, 2781 nt
Organism: Aaosphaeria arxii CBS 175.79
Lineage: Eukaryota; Fungi; Ascomycota; Dothideomycetes; Pleosporales
Product: CRO1 protein
Exons: 1
Coding region: 156-2639 (827 amino acids)
Source: RefSeq, a predicted model, not a curated record